This is a messenger RNA of Haliotis rubra (blacklip abalone), 819 nucleotides long. Its product is annotated as putative SERF-like protein. The coding region runs from base 125 to 349 and encodes 74 amino acids. The transcript has 3 exons. Lineage: Eukaryota; Metazoa; Mollusca; Gastropoda; Lepetellida; Haliotidae. Gene Ontology annotation, cellular component: cytosol. The record is from RefSeq and is a predicted model, not a curated record.
AACGUAUGCACAUGCGCAGUAAGCACCUAAACAUAAGUUCAUUGCUCAACAAGGGAAAGAAGUCUUUGGUUCCACGUCUCUAUCCAUUUUUCUAUUGUCUGCGGGACAAGAAAAGCCUUGGAAGAUGACUCGUGGAAACCAGCGGGAUAAGGCCCGUGAGAAGAACAUGAAAAAGCAGCAGCAGGUUGACAAGCAAAAAGCUGCCAAGAAUAAGACAGGCAACAAAGGCAUGUCCCUUGAGGAGCGCCGACACAGGGAUGCAGAGAUAAUGCGACAGAAACAGUCAAAGAAAGGUGAAGGUGAAGGCGAUGGCGAUGGUGAAGGUGAAGGGGCCGUGGGGGGUCAGUGACCUGUUGACCCGUAAAAUGCCCCUCUGAGAGUGGAGUUGGAGUAGGGAAAUACCUGUUGUCUUACUUGACAAAGAACUUUGGUGGAAAGUCUUGUGAAAUGUCCUUAUCACUGUGAAUACAAUCAUGUAUCAUAACAUUCUGUUAUCAGUUCUGUAAUAUAUAUAAAAAACACUGUUAACAUUGUAGCUUCUGUAUGGAUUUUAUAUAUUUUAUGUGGCUAUAGUAUUUGAAAUGGUUGCAGGUUUUAUGAAGUCUCUUGAAAAUUUGGUCCAUUCUUUGUGGGAUUAACAAGACUGGAAUUUUUCAUAACCAUGACCAGGCAGACUUUUUUAUACAAAAGUGAAUAGUCAACAGCACAAAUAUGUAGGAGAUGACAUUUUCUAUAAUUCUGAGGUUCCUUUGUAUACCCAUAUCAUCUACAUGCAGAUGGCCUCGCUGAGAAAUGUCGAAUAAACCAUGUUCAGAUGUC